This is a messenger RNA of Anopheles stephensi (Asian malaria mosquito), 2581 nucleotides long. It is a transcript of the gene Mcm10, whose product is annotated as protein MCM10 homolog. The coding region runs from base 121 to 2502 and encodes 793 amino acids. Gene Ontology annotation, biological process: DNA replication initiation; DNA replication. The transcript has a single exon. NCBI's taxonomy places the organism in Eukaryota, Metazoa, Arthropoda, Insecta, Diptera, Culicidae. Gene Ontology annotation, molecular function: DNA replication origin binding; single-stranded DNA binding. Gene Ontology annotation, cellular component: replication fork protection complex; nucleus. The record is from RefSeq and is a predicted model, not a curated record.
GUUGGUGCAAUAAAGGCGCGAAAUGUUAAAAACAAAUUAGAGGUCACAUUUUCUCCACAGUUUAGUUCCUUUAAGUGUAAGCAUUAUCCGUCUAAUUUAUCCUCUAUUGUGCUGCAAAAAAUGUCCGAAGGCAUUGCUGACUUGGAUGUGGAAGAGCUGGAGCAGCUGUUGUUGGAAAAUGCCGACGAUAAUGAGUGUGACGAACAAACGAGCCCGCUAAACAGCAGCACGCAAUACGAAUCUCCAAAACCGAAGUUAACGCUUGCAGGAUCCAGCUUUCUGGUGGCCGAUACAGAAAGCAACCUAAGUGGAGAAACAUCUUCCGCACCCUUAGCAGAAGGAGCAACGGUAACGGCCGAUGCCGAUAUUGAUUCGUCCGAUGAGGAAGAAACGAGAAACUUUCUCGAGCGCAAGUACAACCAGUACGGGCGGCAAAUUAACGAUCUGUUGAAAACGAGGGAAGCGGAACAAACGGACCAAGCGCUAUCGAAAUGGGUGGACCGGAAGCUGUGGCAAAUCAACCGAAGCUCACCACAAACUCCUUCCGGGGAGAUUACGUGUAAACCCCAACCAACAACUCCGACAACAGCCACCGGUAGCCGUGCACUAAGCAAGCAGGAUCCAACACCCAACAAUCCCAUCAAGCAAACUCCUGCCAGUAACGGAGCUAUACCGGCCGUUUUUCAGGCAACAGUUCACACCGACCCGGUGUUCGGGCUGCGCAUUAUACAUCCGCUCGUGUCGAGCCAGACGUUGCAGGAACGUAUGCAGGAGAAGAGGGCGGUCCCUUUCAUGCGCCUUCGAGCGUUUACAGAAACGGCCGAUCUUCAGCAGGACUGGGUUAUCGGGGGUGUGGUGAUAAGCAAAACGCCCACCAAAACUACCACCAAGGGCAAACAGUUUGCCAUCUGGAAGCUGAGCGAUCUGCACGGUGACAUCAAGAUGGUUAGCCUGUUUCUCUUCGGCCAGGCGUACAAGGAUCUGUGGAAAACGGCCGUAGGUACGGUGGUGGCUGUGCUGAACCCAAACGUGCUAAACAAUAACGGUGAGAAAAACACGGAAGCCACCCUUAGCAUUGAUCGCGCUACGAAGGUGAUGGUGCUGGGGCAAUCGCGUGAUUUCGGCACCUGCCGCAGCCGGAAGAAGAACGGGGACCCCUGCACGGCGGUGGUGAAUUUGGGCAAAUGCGAAUACUGCCUGUACCAUAUCAAGCAGGAGUACAAUAAGGCGGGCAAUCGUGGCGGUAUCCUAACGUCGACCGGUGGCCGCGGGUUGAACGAGCUGCGGAACAAAGUGCUCGGAAAGAGUGAGGUAUUUUACGGCGGCCAAAGCUUUAGCGCGGUGAAGGCGGUUAAACAUCCCAAACAGAUCGAGAAGGAUCGCAACCGUAUGAUGACACUGUCCGAUUACUUUCGAUCACCGUUCGAAGGUGGUAGUGGGAAUGGUGGCGGAUCAUCAUCGACAACGGCUUCCUCAACAUCCAGACCCCUACCGUCUUAUCGAGCGGCUGCUGCAGCAUCGGCAAACAAGCCUCAAAAAUCGUCUGCCGCACGGGUCGAGCUUAGCGUUGGCCAGCGUAUGAAAGACUUCCAGCGCCUGCAAAGUCUCGGCGUAUCGAAUGAAUCGUUGCAGGAACUACGGUCUUCCAAACCAUCGCUCGAGCCUAAACCGGCGAGCGGCCAGUCACCUGCUGCACCGUCCUCCUCAUCCAGCUCGCUAGAGAAUCGCAAAUUCAGCCUAGAAAUGGUACCUCGCCUAAGCAAGGAUUCGUUCGAUAUCGACUUCUCGAAGCAAGUGGCCCUGAAGAAAGCGCUCCAGUCGCGUGCCCGAGCAUCGGAAAUUAUCAAACGAAAACCGAUCGAAAAAGUGGACCCCAACUUCAUCAAGUACCGCGGCACAGAACAGGGCAAGAAGCGUGUGCUGGAAGAGCUGUCCAAGAAUGCACCGGGCGAAGAGAGCGCCGCCAAGCGCCAAAAGCUACAGACAGAACUGGAUGAGAAGGAACGCGCCAAACAGGAGCACAUGAAACGCAUCAUUGAAGCGUCCUCCUCGCACCAGGAUCUGAUCGUGGCGAGUGAAAACGCCCAGCAAGAACAGUACUUCAAAUCGCUCGAACGCAAGGAGGCGAUGGAAGAGAAGAUGCUGAACACGUUCAAGAUGCCGUGCAAGGCGGUCAGCUGCGCGCAGUGCAAGUACAUUGCCUUUUCCGCUGCGGACCGGUGCAAGGCGGAUGGGCACCAGCUGCGGGUGCAUGAUGCGGAAAAGCGGUUCUUCCGCUGUGCCGACUGUGGCAACCGGACCGUCAGCUUGUUCCGCAUACCGAAGGUUAGCUGCAAGGCUUGCCAAAGCUCACGCUGGGAACGGUGUGCAAUGAUGAGGGAGAAGCGUGGCGUACAGAUAGGCGAUGUGCUGUCGAUCCGUGGCGAUGAGGAGAAGUAUCUGGGCAGUUUGGCGGGUGCGAGCGCUAGCUUGAACUUGCUCGUUCCGGCGGAGGAAAGCUGAGGGUGACUGGGAAAUGGAACACACGAAUGGCACACAAAGGGUUCAAUAAAUGUAUCACAGCUGACUGAUAUGGUAGAUA